Molecule: messenger RNA, 773 nt
Organism: Drosophila erecta
Lineage: Eukaryota; Metazoa; Arthropoda; Insecta; Diptera; Drosophilidae
Product: nuclear receptor 2C2-associated protein
Exons: 3
Coding region: 259-678 (139 amino acids)
Source: RefSeq, a predicted model, not a curated record
GGGCUGCAAAAUCAAUACUUGGUAUAGCAUCUAUGUAUAGUAUCGAUAUAUCUUUAUCCGACGGUUUUAUUUCUAAAAUAAAAUAGAAUUUCUAAUAAAAUCUAAUCUAAAGGAAUAUGUAUAUUUCUAACACCCAAAACCCCUUAAAUCUGUUAUUGAAAAUCCGAAAAAGUGUUUUGGGAUUUCUGAUUGUUGCCCAUCUCUAAUAUCUCCCAACUCGCGGUAUUUGAUUUGUUUAUUUACUAAUUGUAUUAAACUAUGAAUAUUUUAACAAAAGUCCAGUACAGUUGCAGGGUGAGCUCGGUUUUAAACAAAGAUGUGAAGCAACACGGAAAGCAGUUCAUGUUCGAUACGCGGGAAGAAACAUCUUGGAAUUCAGAUGAGGGAACCCCCCAGUUCAUAACCAUUAGCUUGGAGGAGCCACAGAAAAUCUCAGCAUUUAGUUUCCAGUUCCAAGGAGGAUUCUCUGGCCAAAAGUCGGAAGUGAUCAUGUACUCCGCUGACGGGGUCCAAAUACAUCAAGAAUCGUUUUACCCAGAAGAUAUCAACUCUGCUCAGCUCUUCCAGAUCGUGGAUUCAGUCCGGGACAAACCUUGCUCAAAACUGAAGUUCGUCUUCCAGUCCAGUACUGAUCUAUUUGGUAGAAUCAUUGUUUACAAUCUCCAGCUGUUGGGCUAGGGUCCGACUCUUUGGAUCUGUCUAAAUGUGUACAAAAUCUGCUCUAAUCAAAGUGUAUAUAAUCGGAAUAUUAUCUAUUGUGGUAUUAUCAAAAA